Molecule: messenger RNA, 781 nt
Organism: Postia placenta MAD-698-R-SB12
Lineage: Eukaryota; Fungi; Basidiomycota; Agaricomycetes; Polyporales; Adustoporiaceae
Exons: 1
Coding region: 446-718 (90 amino acids)
Source: RefSeq, a predicted model, not a curated record
CUGCGUCAUAGCACGGAACUGUGCCCCUGACUCACCCAGCGGGGGUUUGUCCUCUUCCGGGCUGCAGACACAAUCCAGUGAUCAUCAAUGAUGCUCUGCACCUAGCCGCCACAGCUGUAACUCUCCCUCUACCCUUGCGCGCUCGCCGCAGGCGCUCAGCAUGAACUACACCCCGACAGGAGCCGCAGGCAUUUCUGCCACAUCUCGAUCAUAAGUUCAUCGCUAUCCCACUCAGAUACAACUCAUCGUCAUCACGGUCGGACCGCUAUCAUGUUUAGUGACCUUUGUUGCGUCAACUCCUCGCUCGCCGGACUUCAAGUCCAUCCGCCCAACAUUGGCACCGCCCCCUCCGAGCAGCGUCCGUGGCAGUGAUCUGCACCGCCCUGCCCAAGAUCCGUCCCGCCAGCCAAUCUGUGGCGCGAAUCCGAUCGUGGCCACAAGAUUUAUGGGCUACCGGCUGCACGACACGGUCAACGUACACGGGCCGUACGAAACUAAUACUUCUCCCGCUCCAACCGAUGCGCGCUGCUGCCGCCUUAGCACGAUCUUGAUGGCGCGCUCCCUUGGCCGGCGACCUGUCCGUGCCGUCCUUGGUAUCGACACAUCGGCAGCGGCUCGCGGCCUUAGCACUCAGGAUCUCCGGUUGCUGGCGCGCAGGCCCCGCAAUCAUUACUAUUCCCGCGCCCAGGGAUUUUGCUUGUACUCCGACUCCGGAUAGGCACGGCUUUCUAGACGAUGACCGCGAAACGCCGUGGGACGGAUGUAUCGUCCCUCGCGACGC